UUCUGGUUUCAGCUGACACUGAAGAUGUGUGCAUUGUACAAAGAUUGUUCUCCAGCAGCUUAGUGGCCAUCGUUAGGCUCAAAGCUCUCAGGAAGCUGAAGGUUUGCUACUUUAAGAAGAGGACUGGGAUCUGUAAUUAUAGCUACUCCAACAUGAUUCUGGCCGUGAAACUGAACAGGCAGAGGCUCAUUGUGUGCCUGGAGGAGUCUCUCUACAUACACAACAUUCGGGACAUGAAGGUACUUCACACCAUCAGGGAGACCCCCCCAAACCCUGCAGGCUUGUGUGCCCUCUCAAUAAGCAAUGACAACUGCUACUUGGCGCACCCAGGGAGUGCCACCAUCGGAGAAGUGCAGGUCUUUAACAUCAUUAACUUGAGAGCUGCAAACAUGAUCCCAGCCCACGAUAGUCCUUUAGCGGCGCUGGCUUUUGAUGCAAGUGGAACCAAACUUGCCACUGCUUCUGAGAAGGUAGGUGCUGUGGCCCAGGAAGAAGUGGGUCGAAGGCCUCAGUUCCAGCUCUGUGCACGCAGACAGGUUUUAGUAAUGCUGCCUUGCAGAGAAGCCAUGCGGCCACGCUGGUAG
Molecule: messenger RNA, 584 nt
Organism: Cavia porcellus (domestic guinea pig)
Lineage: Eukaryota; Metazoa; Chordata; Mammalia; Rodentia; Caviidae
Product: WD repeat domain phosphoinositide-interacting protein 2-like
Exons: 4
Coding region: 153-584 (143 amino acids)
Biological process (GO): autophagy of mitochondrion; protein localization to phagophore assembly site; nucleophagy
Cellular component (GO): phagophore assembly site membrane; cytosol; extrinsic component of membrane
Molecular function (GO): phosphatidylinositol-3,5-bisphosphate binding; protein binding; phosphatidylinositol-3-phosphate binding
Source: RefSeq, a predicted model, not a curated record